AGAACACGCACCAGUUUCUGCAGCGCCAAACCGACAAGAUGGCUCCUUCCAACCUCCCCGCGAUCUUCAACCCCUCCCAGCAGGACAUUGAGAUGCUCCUCGCUGCCCAGUGCCAUCUCGGCGCAAAGAACCUCCAGGUGCACAUGGAGCCGUACCUGUGGAAGACCAGGCCCGACGGUGUCAAUGUCAUCAACGUUGGCAAGACCUGGGAGAAGAUUGUCCUCGCUGCCCGCAUCAUUGUUGCCAUUGACAACCCGGCCGACAUUUGCGUCAUUUCUGCCCGUCCCUACGGUCAGCGUGCCGUCCUGAAGUUCGCCGCCCACACCGGUGCCGUCGCCAUUGCUGGUCGCUUCACCCCCGGUAACUUCACCAACUACAUCACCCGUUCGUUCAAGGAGCCCCGCUUGAUCAUCGUCACCGACCCUCGCACCGACGCCCAGGCCAUCAAGGAGGCCUCCUACGUCAACAUCCCCGUCAUCGCUCUUUGCGACGGUGACUCUCCCACCGAGUACGUCGAUGUUGCCAUCCCCACCAACAACAAGGGACGUCACGCCAUCGGUCUCGUCUGGUGGAUGCUUGCCCGUGAGGUCCUCCGCCUCCGUGGCACCCUCGCUUCCCGCGAGGCCGAGUGGGACGUCAUGACCGAUUUGUACUUCUACCGCGACCCCGAAGCCGAGGAGAACAAGGACAGCGCUGGCGUCGAGGAGGCCAAGGUCCCCGGUGCCGACGAGGUCGGUCCCGCUGCCGUUGCCGAUGGCUUCACCAGCGAGUGGGAAGUCUCUGGCGCAUCUGCCGGUGCUUUCACCUCCCAGGCUGCUGCCGCUACCACCUCCUGGGACGCUGAGCCCUCCACCGACUGGGCCGCGACCACCGGUGGUGAGGCUGCUACCGGUGAGGGCUGGGGUGCUGAGACCACUGGUGCGCAGCCCGCUACCCAGUGGUAGAUGCUGCCCUGAGUAUCUGCGCUGUAAUCUUUCUUCCAUACCCCUGUCAUUGACUACCAUUUACAUCGGCAUGUCGGAGUAGGAGCAAGGAUCGGAAAAGGAAAAUACCAACCAAGUUCAAAAAAUGAAACUUCAUUUGUGCAUGGGGAGACGGUUGAGGGAACAUGAUCAAUGCUGGCGCUUAUGAGGGAAAGAUAUCCACGUCUCGUUGCGAGACGUGGGGGAAAGCCCUGUGUCGGCGAUCGGGUGUUCUUAAUUGGCACCCAGUCCUUUAAUGCAGUCUUCAUCAUGAC
Messenger RNA from Parastagonospora nodorum SN15, 1237 nucleotides. RefSeq lists its product as hypothetical. Gene Ontology annotation, molecular function: structural constituent of ribosome. Gene Ontology annotation, biological process: ribosomal small subunit assembly; cytoplasmic translation. Gene Ontology annotation, cellular component: 90S preribosome; cytosolic small ribosomal subunit; ribosome. The transcript has 3 exons. The record is from RefSeq and is a predicted model, not a curated record. The coding region runs from base 39 to 944 and encodes 301 amino acids. Lineage: Eukaryota; Fungi; Ascomycota; Dothideomycetes; Pleosporales; Phaeosphaeriaceae.